Messenger RNA from Musa acuminata AAA Group (dessert banana), 1059 nucleotides. RefSeq lists its product as uncharacterized. Lineage: Eukaryota; Viridiplantae; Streptophyta; Magnoliopsida; Zingiberales; Musaceae. Gene Ontology annotation, cellular component: cytoplasm; nucleus. Gene Ontology annotation, biological process: RNA metabolic process. Gene Ontology annotation, molecular function: sequence-specific DNA binding; RNA binding; single-stranded DNA binding. The record is from RefSeq and is a predicted model, not a curated record. The transcript is spliced from 7 exons. Bases 265 to 990 code for a protein of 241 amino acids.
AAGUGGGUGCAGCAGCAGACACGUGGCGGAGGGUUCGUUUCUUCGAACACGAUCGCGCAUGCCCAUCAUCUGUCGCAGUGAUCACCACGCCGACGCACUAAAUAAGGAGGCAUUGAUGAGUGCCGUAGCGGCAUUUCGAGCCGCCAUCCCCGCCCCCCUCCUCUCCCUCCCUGCCGCCUCCUGUCGCUCGCCUUCUUGCCGUCUCCUUAUUCGCGGUGGUACUCCGUCCCCCGUCUUCCCUGCUCUUCAUCUUGUUCUCCGUCGAUGGCGACGCCUCCGCCGCCCUCAUGCGUCUCCGCUUCUUUGGAGAAGCAGUUCGAAGACUUUCGUGUCCAACUCGACGAGACAGCGAGCGUUCGGGAGCGAAUCAGAGCCGUGGUGAUGGAGAUGGCGGCCACCGUCCGGCUCAUGAACGCCCGUCUUCUUUUGGUCCACCACUCCCUCCCCAACCCAGACGUCCUGGAGAAGGCUAGGGCUCAGGCAGGGGUGCUGAAGGGGCUUUUCGGUAGGCUUGCCGAAAUCCUUCGUGAAUGUCCUGGACAGUAUUACAGAUUCCAUGGAGACUGGAGGUGUGAGACUCAGACGGCAGUUUCAUUGAUAGAGUUUCUGCAUUGGUUGGAUACAGGCAGUCUUCUUAUGCAUCCUGAAGCUGAAAAGAUUCUAGGAUUGGAUCCUUCAGAAUUUGGAUUGGACAUUGAAGAUUACCUUAUUGGAUUGUGUUUCAUGUCGAAUGAGUUGCCAAGAUAUGCUGUGAAUCAAGUCACUGCUGGGGAUUAUGAUUGCCCAAGGAAGGUGCUCAAGUUCUUAACUGAUCUCCAUGCAUCUUUUCGGAUGCUUAACCUACGGAAUGACUUCUUGCGCAAAAAGUUCGAUGGGAUGAAAUAUGACUUGAGAAGAGUUGAAGAGGUGUACUAUGAUGUGAAGAUUAGAGGUCUCGGAUCUGGGGAUUCUGACACACGAAGAGGCCGCCAGGUUACAAUGAAUCAAUAGCCACCCACCCCCAUGUCGUAUGUUUAUUUUUAGCUAUUUGCCAAGAUUGAUGUGGCCAGUCAUUUGUCA